CAGUCAUACCUCCCGACUAUACUCAUAGUAGUCAUCUCGUGGGUCAGCUUCUGGCUGGACGAGGAGGCCAUACCCGCCCGCAUCACCUUAGGGGUCACGACCCUACUCACCAUCUCGUCCAAAGGCGCUGGUAUUCAGAGUAAUUUGCCGCCCGUUUCGUACGCCAAGGCUAUCGACGUGUGGAUGGGUGUGUGCACUAUAUUCGUGUUCUCAGCCCUAUUGGAGUUCACCUUGGUCAACUACCUGUGCAGAAUCAAAGCCAGACGCAACCACAAGUCGCGUGCUUUUCUGUUUCAAGAG
This is a messenger RNA of Oppiella nova, 300 nucleotides long. The record is from the annotation of a GenBank genome assembly. Lineage: Eukaryota; Metazoa; Arthropoda; Arachnida; Sarcoptiformes; Oppiidae.